CAUCAUCACGACUACACGAGCCACGUGGACCUCACUGGAUCUCACACACCUAAAAUCGGAUACAGAAUAGAGCGCUACGAAAAGCCCCGGAUGAACAACAUCCUGACGUCACAGACAGAGCCGUACGACCUGUCGUUCUCUCGUUCCUACCAGAACCUCACUCACCUCCUGCCUUCGUACGACAUGCCGCUGAAAUCCGACCGCGGUGAUGAUGACUAUUACGGGAGGAAACUCCACCUACCUGACGUGACUCCGAAGCUGGUGAAGUUGGCUCCGGAGACACCGGUGCAGCGAGUGAAGCCACGUCGUGUGCAGCGUGCAAUGUCUCAGGACCACGUUCUCUCGCCUGUUGUCUCACGCCGUGACUACGUCGCACCUGCGUACAACUUUUCGCAGGAUAUGCUCUCGGCCGAUCGCUUGCAGUCCCGGGAUCCUUUGCUCUCGCCGGACAAGCUGCUGUCUCUGAGGCGAGCCGACUUGCGUGAGAAGUCGAUGGCUCGUGCCCUCUCGCACACGGACAUGUUUGUGCCUCCCACGCCCACCAUCGAGCGACACCACAGGAUGGCGAAGGCACACUCGCAUUCACAGCAGAGCGACGGGGCCAGCGACGACAGCUACAGGGGGAAUGAUGGGCUGCUGAGCGUCAGCGGCAACAAGAGGCAGGCGUUUGCCUCAAGACGGACACACACGGUCGACCACCUGCAGUAUAUACCUGGGCAUCACCAUCAUCAGUACCGCACGGCCAGCAAGAACGAAGUGACGGUGUGAAAACAGGGACCGAGGCAGAGGGAGGAAGACAGAAGGAAAAAUGUUUAUUGCAUGGAAUAUACAGAAAGGAGAGUAUGAGAAAGAGAAAUAAAUAAGAGAAUAGAAGAAGAGAAAUAGGAAACAUCGGUGUAGCAAAGCCAGCAAAACAGAAGUGACAGUUUAAAUACAGGUAAAGAGGCAGAGCAAAGAACUAAAAGGAGGAGGUUUGGAAACAUUAAGAUUACCAAGCGAUUUUCUCACAGUUCAGAGUGAAAGAACGAGAAAGACUGGGCAGGAGGUCACUGAACACUCGAUGUGUGUG
Tachysurus vachellii is the source of this 1069-nucleotide messenger RNA. Its product is annotated as protein shisa-6. Gene Ontology annotation, biological process: regulation of AMPA receptor activity; regulation of short-term neuronal synaptic plasticity. The coding region runs from base 91 to 768 and encodes 225 amino acids. The transcript is spliced from 4 exons. Gene Ontology annotation, cellular component: postsynaptic density; dendritic spine membrane; AMPA glutamate receptor complex. The record is from RefSeq and is a predicted model, not a curated record. NCBI's taxonomy places the organism in Eukaryota, Metazoa, Chordata, Actinopteri, Siluriformes, Bagridae.